CGCCGUCAAUUCUUCUUGCUUGCGCCAGCCGUAUUCCUUCUGGCUUCGUCGCGCUCGUCUCGCCCAUCGCCCCGCAUCCAUCCACCUCCCGUCCGGCGAACACCCCCACAGAACCUCAUCAAUUCAUCGUCGCCGCUGGCUCUCCACACGACCUCUUGUUGCAAAACUCCCCAAACCAUAUCCCUCAUCUGCCCCCAGCCCAAGCAUCCCGACUCUCAGUCUUGCCAGACAUGAGCCCCCAAGAGCCCUCCCCUCUGGAGCUGCCUUCGCUGGACCUUUUCGGCCAGGACAUGCCCAUCCUCGGCCCCACGACAUCCGUCGUGCACGAGUCGCUCUGGGCACUCCCGGAUGUUGUGCUCUUGCGCAUCCUCAUGUUCUUGGAGAUGCCGUCCAACUUCACGGCCUCCUGUCGACGCAUCCGCUACUUGUCCAGAUCCGCAUCCGUCAAGGGCCGAUGGCUGCUCCUUCAUCCCAGGCAAAUGGCCGAAUGGAUAGGGGCCACAUGCUCCCCCAAAGCCGCCGGCUUCUUCAACGCCAAGAUCCUCAUGUUUCUGUUUCGGUAUUCGCAGCGGUUCAUGCCCUCAUACCAGAGCACGUCUUUCCUCAAGCCGAUCGAUGUCUCUGGCGCAUACCCGUCCAUCACGCCGAUAUCCAUCGUCAACUGCAUCUGGAAAACCGCCGUCUUCAAAAAGUACCUCCACGUCAUCAAGGCCAUCGUCGAGUCGUCGUAUUUGCAGAUCAUCACCUUCGAGACCCUCAACCAGACCUUUACCGACGCCAUCCGAGCCGACAACAGCACGAUCCUGACUUUCCUUCUCUCAAAGCCGACCGUCUUUGCAGCCUUCACGAACGACAACUGGCGAGCACAUCUCCUCUGCGCCAUCGAGCACAACAAACCUCGCAUGUUCCAGAUCCUCCGCGACCACGGCCUUCCCCUCGGCGCCGGGUGGACCGGCAGCGCUCGCCAGGCGAUCGUCUCCCAGAGCUGGGGCAUCGUCAAGCUCCUCGCCCCGUCGCUCCCGGACUUUGAGACCGUCGAGCAGUGGUCCUCUGGCGCUUCGUCGGCUGCCACGGCGGGUCGCCGGGAUGUCGUCGAGCUGCUCUUCCGCCACAUCAACCCCGCAUGGCCCCGAGAGACGAUCGAGGCCACCUGGAGCACUUGCGUCGACAACGCCGUGCAAAUGUCGCAGAUUGGCGUUCUCACGUUUUUGGUCGAGCAUUCGCUCGGGGCACUCAACCGCUAUCGGAUCCAGCCCUCGUCGCUCUCUCAGGCGAUGGAGCACCACAACAUCAAGGCCAUGGAGAGGCUGCUCCUGAAUCGCGAGCUGCACUCGGAGCAACUCCAGACCUUUAUCCACUCCGAGUCCCUCCUCCGGCUCUGCAAAGAAUUUUCCCUUGGCCGUGCAAAGAUCCCGCAGCAGCUCCGCCUCGAGAUGGCCCGGAUCCUGAUCCAGGUCGGCGGCGUUGACCUCGGCACCGCGACCGGCGGCAUGGCCGUCCUCGAAGCCAUGGCCGUCGCCGACAUCGAAAUGGCCGACUUUUUGAUGCAGCGGGGCGCCUCUGUUCACGUCCUUUCGGCCCUGCAGGUCCACACGACCUUUGUCCGAAUCAUGCAUGAGCCAGACCUCUCAAUCGAGCGCCUGGCGACUUGCAUGUCCCGGAUCCUCGAGAUAUGUCCUCAGUUCAGCGAGGCGCUCGGGCUGCACGACAACGAGAUCCUCGAGAAGGCCGUCGCCGACGGACACAUGGCUGUGGUCAAGGUGUGCGUUCGGCACGGCUGUGACGUCGCUGCUCUGAAGCCAUCAACGCUCACGCAAGCCAUCGAAAGCUGGAACCACACUCUUGCCGAGUAUCUGAUUGAAUGCGGCGCCACGAUGACCUGGAAGGACUGUAUCCAGCUUGAAACAAUCUGCCGACGCCUGGGCACACUUGAACCGGCCAAUCCUACACCUUUCAACAAGACCGAUGUCUCGAGCUCUGGCGCAAAUCCCACUCCCGAUCAAGGCGCAUCCCUGGACUCCGGCGCCGACGCGACAUCGGCUUCUGGCCCGUCUCUGGCGGACUCUGCAGUGUCCAUGAGCCGCGAAAACAGCCUCGACCGUCUGGCGUCGCCUGCCGAACGCAGCUGCAAGAGAGUCGAGUUCCUGAAAGAACGGCUCCGUGCAAUGACCGGGUUGGAGCUGGUGGAGGCCGUCACGACUUGUGCCGAGAGCGGCUUUGUCGAGAUACUCGAGGUCCUCCUGGCCGAGGGCGAUGUGGAGUCUGCACUUGUCAGUCCCGACGUGAAGCAAGCGCUUGCCGCUCUAGUGGUUUCGCUGUGCCAGUUUUCCGUCUACCGGGUCUCGGAACGACACGGCAAGUUCUCGUCCUCAAGGAGCAUGCAGAACCACAUGGACAUUAUCCACAGCCUUUUGCAGCACAGUGCAGGGCUCUCUGACGAUCAGACCAUGUCCGCUGUCCUCGGGGCCCUCGAUCUUGGCUUUGCCAUCAAUCUGUUCGAGUGGCUGAUCCAAACUCGUUCCAAAGCGACUGCAUCCACUGGUGAUCGUGCCGGCGACGAUAUGAACCGGCUCAUUUGCCAGUUUUUGAUCAGCCAGAUCAAGGAGAGUGUCUGCCAGCAUGCCGUGACCGAGCUCGCACCCACCCUGGAGACUCGGACUCCCGGCGACGCCGCCAAGACCUCCGAUUCAGAAGUCAAGCCCGUCAUUGUCGUGCGGGUGAGCACGCACCGGCCGCACAUCGAGCAGCUCAAGGCGAUUGCCAACCGGUUCCCUGAAGCGCUGUUUUGGAACAAGUACGAGCUCCUCCUGAAUGCCGUCAAAGCCUCGGACGAAGAGAUCGUCGACUGCAUCUGCAAGCACCCCAACUUUGACGUCAACCACCCAGCGGUUGCCGAAGCUCUGGUCUUGGCCCGCGACCACAACAAGUUUGAUACCUUUUUCCAGCUCUCCAACGCUGGCUGCAAGCCCCCGAGCUGGUCCGACACAGCCAAGAUGAACGAGCUUCGGAUUGCACGCGAGCGCUCCUUCGAAUCCCUCGGCAGCAACAACAACAACAUCGGCUUGUCGCCUGGAUCUCGCUCCUCCCGCAACCUGCGCCACGCUCUCGGCCGCAAUCUAUCCCCGAGUGGAUCGCGAUCCUCCAGUCCCGGAGGCAUCCCCAUGUCUCGGCGGCGAUACGGCGGCAGCGCCAGCAGCCAUGGUUCCUCGCGCAACCUCUCCAGGAGCUCGUCUCAUUCGUCGCUGAAUAAGGACGAAGCGGAGCGAAUCCCGUCUAUCGCCGGAGCUGGCAGUGAGGACCUCUGUCAGCCAAACGCAUCGGAGGCACCGAGUCUGGAUCCAACUUUUGUCGCCAGCACCUUCUCUGGCUUUACAUUCCGGGCCGAGCAGGUGACGCUCUAGAUACACGGGUAGGAAUCGGUACCUGCGGUCGAGCAACCCAGUUGCGACUCGGCAAGGAUGACCUGCGAUCAUCAAAUACCUCGUAUCUGACGGCGCUCGCACGUCCGAGUUUGGUACCAGUUUUUCCACACACAAGAGUGGCUCACUGUAUAUUUAUAUCCCCAUUGCGGCGCCAUGUUUCGCACUUAUUUUGGCCUUCCCCCUUUCUUCCAGGCUGUCUUUCCUCCCCUCUCCCCUCCUCCACUCCCACCAGUUGUUUUUUGGUACCGCAUGCAGUGCCCCCCCCCUUUUUUUUUGUGUCCAGCCUCACUCCCUCCCCAGCACCACAUUUUUGAUUCGCACAUGCUCGUUUCCUCGCUCUCACUCCCACCCCUCCCCCUAUUUACAGAAAGUUGCUGGUUAGAGGACCUCUCGCUCAGCUUGCAUAUCUAUGCAACCUCUUGCAAUACACGUCUCCUGUAUACAGCG
Polychytrium aggregatum is the source of this 3869-nucleotide messenger RNA. RefSeq lists its product as uncharacterized. Gene Ontology annotation, molecular function: protein binding. Bases 231 to 3401 code for a protein of 1056 amino acids. The transcript is spliced from 2 exons. NCBI's taxonomy places the organism in Eukaryota, Fungi, Chytridiomycota, Chytridiomycetes, Polychytriales. The record is from RefSeq and is a predicted model, not a curated record.